CUGCCCUGCCCGCCCGCCCGCCCGCCGCACCAUGGAGUUCUCGGAGAGGAAGCGGAGCAGGAAAUCCCAGAGCUUCAAACUGGUGAGCCGAGAUUAUCACCAUGAGGUCUAUAAGAUCUCAGAAUUCAGCACCGAUGUUAAUGGGGAGGCCAAAGAGACACAACCCACUUUUUUAGGAGAUGAAAGCAUGGAAAUUAAAAAACAAAUUACAGGAAUGAGAAGAUUACUGAAUGACAGCGCUGGGAGGAUCUACCAGCGUGUGGGCAAGGAGGGGGAGAAAUUGAAAGAAGAACCCCAGGAUUUGGAUUCGAUCUGGCCUCAGCGUUUGAACUCUGCGGAGGCCCCACCGAGCCUCCACCCGUCUUCCCGUGGUGCGUGGAAUGAGUUACCACCCCAGAGUGGGCAGUUCUCAGGGCAGUAUGGCACCCGCUCCAGAACCUUCCAGAGCCAGCCCCACUCCGCCGGGAGCUCCAAUGGAGAACUUCCAGUGGUGAAUUCGUCAGUUGGAUCAAACUGCUGUACUUGUAACUGCCAGUCAACGUUGCAGGCCAUUCUCCAAGAACUCAAGACCAUGCGGAAAUUGAUGCAGAUUCAGGCAGUUGGAACCCAAAACAGACAACAACCCCCAAUUUCCCUUAUCUGCUCCCAGCGAACUGCCGUCUCGCGCAAGAGAAAUAAAAAGAAAAAAGUGCCCCUGAAGACUGUGGAACCUCUCACUGUGAAACAGAAGCCCAGUGCGUUAGAAGCCGAGAAGAAGGCGGUGGCGGCCCCCGAGAAUCCCAGUCUCCCCUCGGCCGAGCACACCUCCCCCAGGGAGAACCACAUCCUAGGAUUCGGCAUCGUACUCGAAUCACCAGCCUCUGAUCCAGAAGUGCAACUUGCUGAAGGCUUCGAUGUGUUUAUGCCUAAAUCUCAGCUGGACUCUAUACUGUCAAACUACACUCGCUCAGGAAGCCUUCUGUUUAGAAAACUGGUGUGUGCAUUUUUUGAUGACAAGACUUUGGCUAACUCCUUACCCAAUGGGAAGAGGAAAAGAGGACUCAAUGACAACCGGAAAGGACUAGACCAAAAUAUUGUGGGUGCAAUAAAAGUCUUCACAGAAAAAUACUGCACUGCUAAUCACGUGGAUAAACUUCCUGGCCCAAGAGACUGGGUUCAGAUUCUACAGGAUCAAAUCAAACUGGCCAGAAGAAGGUUAAAAAGAGGCUCAGCAGAGGCAGCUGACGGUGAUGAACGGCUGGACUGUGUUUCUCUACCCCCAACAGUGUGAAUAUGGUAUAGAGUUUUGAAGCGUAUUUAUUUUAAUGUAAAUUGCUUAGUUGCAGUAUAGAGGAGAAUGGCUCUUUCCGGACCAAGGAAGCAGUGUUGAAGGCCAAACUUAAUUAGAAUCUUCACCAGCUUAGAAGAUGGAAAAGUUGUUUCGGGAGACAGGACAGCUCUGAUCUAUUAGAUGAAAUCAUUUGUGGCAUCAUAUCUCCCCAGAAUAAUCAUUUGUCACUGAUAAGUGCAAACGAUACGUAAAUUCUUAGGAAAGAAAAAUCUUUCAUGUAGGUUGUGUUGACACAGCGACAAAAUAAUUAAAAGGUGAGAAACUCAAAGUAACCAGCUAUCCACGUGACACCUGACAACUGUUUUAACAGAGUGAUCCAGGGGGUUGUGGCAUCAUGUGGCAACUGGCCACAGAUGUGCUUAAUCUUAUAUACUUCACGUGGUUCUGGUACACCUGCCCCCCCACUUUAUAUAAAACCAACAAGUGAAAAUGUGGAUUCAUUUUAAAGAAAUAUUUUUGGCAUGUGGGUAUUUGUUUCACAGAGAUAUUUGCCUCCAGAUUCCUUUCUCUAGUAAGGUGGUGAGUUUAAAAUACCUGUUUAUUUGGAGGCAUUGCAUUUACACUUCAUUUAUUGUAUAAAGCAAAUUACCGUGAAUCUUGGCACUUGACCCAAAGGCCAAAAGUUGGCUUGAAAGAAAUUUGGACAGUAGAAACACCGAACCCCCGGGGCGUGGGGAGGGUAAAUUCUGUGCUACCGUUUAACACACGUCCCGAGCACUUAUUUCAUGGAAUCGGAGAGUGUAAGAGCUCAGAGUUACCGUUAGUCCCACUCCCGCAGUUUGUGGUGGGGCGGCUAAGGAGAAAUGAGGAUCACGGCUGCCCAGCGCCGGGCAACAAGCCGUCAAUGCGCUGGCCAAGCCGGGAACCUCAGUUCCUUACUACCCCAUCCCAGGUACCUGUGCCAUCACGUCACUCGGGGCGGCUAACCCUGGGCUAGGAGGGGAGCUCUAGGGGGAGUCAGUACCCACUAAAGACCAGCUAAUCAACCCAAGACCAUAGGAGGCAUUCCUGUGAUGUGACAAAGCUGGUCUAGGCGUGGCUUAUGGAAUCAAUUCACCUGCUAGACAGCUACAUCUCAUACACGUGUGUCUUUUAUCCUCUUUUCGGAGCCCCAAGGAAGGUUCAGAUCAAUGGUUUCCAUCACAGGUUGAGCUAGCCUUUUCAAUUUCAGGCCAGUUAGUAACCCUUCCCUGACACCAGCCUCUCUGUUCAUCAAGGGGUCUAAUGAAGUACUGUGAACCCAGGCUUUUGUUUUUCUGCAAGAUAUGUUUUAAAAUUUGUCUUCUGCCUCUCAGAAGGAAGUCUUUCUCAAGGGAAUUGAAAAGAUUAAUUAGUGACCUUUCAACUCUGUUACAGUAAGAUGAAUACAUGGCGAAUAAAAGUAGAAACAUUUACCUUACAGCUGUGGAAUCUGUUAAAUAUACACCAUGAACCUUCAAAGCACUUCCUGCCAAGACCGGGCGAGAGCUUGAAUUUUUCACUAUUUGAGGGGUGGGUGGGGAUUGUUGGGCUCUCGAAUAUGUGCAAUGGAUUCACAGAUUGGAAAUACACGGCAUAAAACUGCAACCGUAAAAUCAUAUUUUAUAAAUUAAAACUGUGUUUACUUAACUGCGACUACUGUUCAGACUUUAUUCAGAAAUCCUUUUUAUAGGCUUUCUUAGCAAAAAAAAAAAAAUUAUUCCAUACCUAUGGAUAAGGUCUCAAUCU
Eubalaena glacialis (North Atlantic right whale) is the source of this 3037-nucleotide messenger RNA. It is a transcript of the gene BEND7, whose product is annotated as BEN domain containing 7. NCBI's taxonomy places the organism in Eukaryota, Metazoa, Chordata, Mammalia, Artiodactyla, Balaenidae. The transcript has 9 exons. Gene Ontology annotation, molecular function: DNA binding. The coding region runs from base 32 to 1270 and encodes 412 amino acids. The record is from RefSeq and is a predicted model, not a curated record.